UCUCCAUUGUGAGAUGCGGCCUGUGCAGAAGAGAGCCCGAGCGCAGCCUUCUGCCGUGCUCCGCUGAGGUGUGGAGCGGGUGCGAGCGGGAAAACUCUUUGGGUCGGCACGUCACGGCUUAGUUCGUCAAGGGAGCCAGAGAUGGCCGGAACAGAUCUGCGGAACGCAGGGAGUGACUCCAGUUAAGCAAAGAAACAAGCCAAUCAGCACACAGGCUGAAGGUAAAAACACCAGCACCUGGAUACAGGAGGAAGCUGCCGACGAUGUCUCCAAAGAGAGCGAAAGGGAGCGUCCCUCCGACUCUCGCACUAAGGAGGGCCUUCAAGAGUAAGGCUGGAGGGCAGCUGCAAAGUUUUGUGGAGGAGAGAGCGAACAAACCCGCACGUUGUGGGAGCAAGCGCAAGAACACCGCCCUCCCCCGGAAGACCUACACAGGAGAGAAGCCCAACGUCUGCAUCGAGUGCGGCAAGAGCUUCUCGCAGCGCUCGGAUCUGACCGACCACCGAAGAGUCCACAAGGGAGAGAAACCCUACCGGUGUCUUGACUGUGGGAAAGGCUUCUCCAGGAACUGGGAUCUGAGUCGACACCAGCAAAAACACCUGGAGGAGCGCGCCUGCAUUUGCACCGACUGUGGGGAAAGCUUUGCUGACCCGUCGGCUUUAGCCCAGCACCAGAGAGCCCACGUGGAGGACAAACCCUGCCAGUGCAUUGACUGCGGGAAGACAUUCCAUCGCAGCUCUCACCCGAAGCUUCAUCCGAGGGCCCCGCUGGAAAAGCCACAGGGGAAGAGCAGUCGGCGCGACAAGCCUGGCAAUGCUUUCAGGACCACCAGGAAACACAAAGGGGCAAAAGUCUCCAAAAGGCGGGCUUCCUCCGCCCUGGAGAUCCCCAACACCUGCAAGGAGUGCUGGCAGACUUUCAGCCAGAACUCAGACCUGGUCAAGCACAUGCGCAUCCACACCGGGGAGAAGCCCUACGCGUGCAACCACUGCGGCAAGUGCUUCAACGUCAGCUCCAACCUGAUCAGGCACAAGAGAAUCCACACGGGGGAGAAGCCCUACACCUGCUCCGACUGCGGGAAGAGCUUCACCGACAAAUCCACCCUCACCCAGCACAACCGCAUCCACACGGGGGAGAAACCCUACACGUGCACGUACUGCGGGAAAAGCUUCAGCCGCAGCUCCCAUCACAAGAGACACCAGCGAACCCACACAGGGGACAACUCCCUCUCGUUUCUUCCUCUGUGGCCUUACCCAACUCAGGCGUGUUGAUUGAAGCAUGUAGGAUGAAAGGGAUGCUGGGAAAGGAGACCGAAGGAGGAAGCUCAGGGGAACUGUGGCUGGAGGGAGGGAGCUUUGUAACUGGUUGAUGAGGGGCAGAUUGCUUCCUAAGCGGGGCGGGAAAGGAAAUUUGCCUAAUGAUGGUGGGAGAAUAACCAUAUAGUAGGUUAGUUAGGCCCUGACCUGGAUGGCCCAGGCUAGUCCGGUCGCAUCAAAUCUCGGAAGCUAAGCA
Molecule: messenger RNA, 1512 nt
Organism: Gekko japonicus
Lineage: Eukaryota; Metazoa; Chordata; Lepidosauria; Squamata; Gekkonidae
Product: zinc finger protein 436-like
Exons: 2
Coding region: 264-1271 (335 amino acids)
Biological process (GO): regulation of transcription by RNA polymerase II
Molecular function (GO): RNA polymerase II cis-regulatory region sequence-specific DNA binding; DNA-binding transcription factor activity
Source: RefSeq, a predicted model, not a curated record